GAAGAAUUUGAGGCACUGGCGGAUGCGCGAAGAGAGAAACGCAGCGACUCUGGACUAUAUCACUCAAUUUUAAAUUUGACUGGUCUUCCUGUUAUUUUACGCAGAGCGAGCAUUAGCCUAAAUCCAAACAGAUCAAAAUGAUGACCAAACCAUUUGGAAAAAGCGGGGAUGUGAGUGAGCUGGUGAGCUCCCUCGGCUGGCUAGAGGAGGACGACGUCAGCUCUCAGGAUGGAGAGGAAAGCCAUGGCAUGACUGUAGGGGGCAGAAUCCGUUCCUGCACAGAACUGGGCAGUGAGGAUAUGGAGGAAGAAGAGGAGGAGGAUAUUGAUGAUGAUGAUGAUGAUGAUAAUGAUGAUGACGAUGAUGAUGAAGAGAUUGGACCAAAUGGAGAACAGGCUCCCAAAAGGAGAGGCCCUAAGAAGAAGAAGAUGACCAGAGCAAGAAAGGAGAGGUUUCGCGCCCGGCGGGUCAAAGCCAACGCCAGAGAACGUUCACGUAUGCACGGGCUGAACGAUGCCCUGGAAGGUCUGCGCAGAGUGAUGCCCUGCUACUCCAAGACACAGAAGCUGUCAAAGAUUGAGACUCUACGACUGGCGCACAACUACAUCUGGGCUCUGUCGGAGUCGCUUGAGAGUGGCCAGUCCCCUGAAAGCCAUGGCUUUGUGGAGAUGCUGUGUAAAGGUCUGUCUCAGCCAACCAGUAAUCUCGUGGCCGGCUGCAUGCAGCUGGGACCCAGUCCGAUGAUGCUCAACAAGAUGGACGAUAAGUGUGGAGGCCCGGGGGUGGGUGGUGUGGGGGGUCAACUUGGCCAUCCCCUCAGCUACCCGUCUCCAGGCCUUCCCAGCCCCCCCUAUGGCUCCCUGGAGGCAUCCCACCUCCUCCAUAUGAAGGGAUUCAAGGGGCCUAUAUAUGACAACCCCUCCCCUAAUGAGUGCAGCAGCGGCACCCCACCAUACGAUGGGCCCCUCACUCCCCCCCUGAGCAUCAGUGGCAACUUUGCCCUGAAGCAGGAGCCCUCUCCACGUGAGUCAGAGAGGAACUACACACACCACCCUGGCCACCAUGGCCACUACCUCUCGUCCCACCAUUACCCCACGACUGGCGGCCUACCAGGGGGGCCUCAGGGCCACCCUCUUUUUCAAGCUUCACGCUAUGAGCUGCCCCUGGAUGUGGCCUUUGACUCCUUCACUCCCUCUCACCUGGUGGCCUCUCAGAUGGGCAGCAUCUGAAAUGUGACCAUGAACAGUUGAAAGUACCAGUGAUUGCUCUACUAUGAAACUGGCCAGGAGAGAAGCACUGCUCUUAAAUGAAUAUGAUGGCCAUGGUACUGACUGUAUAGAGAAACUGGUUUGCAUUAUGUUGUCUAGUACUCUGGGAGAGCACUGAAUGCUCAGAGAGAGACUUACCACCUCAACUCAAUCUACCUGAUACAAACACGCACCCAUGACUUUUAAUAUUUUAUUUAUUCUUUUUUUUUGCUAUGAUUAUGUUAUUUGGAUUAUAAUUAUUUCUGAAGAAGUUGCCCCUUCAGUUGUUACAGAGUGACUAAAGAUUAUUUUACCAAAUCAGAUUCACAGUAAAGCGUUACUCAGAUGUUUCAAGUGUAGAGAUUGGUCAAAAACAUGAGAACUUUGUUAAAAGAUCUGCAUAUCAAAAGAAAUUAAACUAAAAGUCUUAACCUAAAUUGUGCACUGAGGCCUACAACCAAUGCCCGCCUUGCAACAAGAAAAGGCAAUGCAUUUAUUUAUAUCUGUAUUUAUUAUUUAUUUUGAUAACGUCUCGUCCUUUUUAUAUUUUUCUCAGCACAGUUUUUGUUUUACUGUCUUCUUGGUUUUGUUGUCAGUCACUAGCAUCUGUACUGUAUUUAUUUUAUUUAUUUGAGGUCUUUCAGGUAUCUGUUCAUUUGGUGUCACAAUUUGUGUCAUACUGUACUGUUGUAAAUAUUUUGCCGUU
Cottoperca gobio is the source of this 1953-nucleotide messenger RNA. It is a transcript of the gene neurod4, whose product is annotated as neuronal differentiation 4. The coding region runs from base 138 to 1229 and encodes 363 amino acids. Gene Ontology annotation, molecular function: E-box binding; protein dimerization activity; DNA-binding transcription factor activity, RNA polymerase II-specific. The record is from RefSeq and is a predicted model, not a curated record. Gene Ontology annotation, cellular component: nucleus. NCBI's taxonomy places the organism in Eukaryota, Metazoa, Chordata, Actinopteri, Perciformes, Bovichtidae. The transcript has 2 exons. Gene Ontology annotation, biological process: positive regulation of transcription by RNA polymerase II; axon development; camera-type eye development.